AUGGCGCCGUCACAGGGCGAACCCCUCCCCCUCCCAGCUUCGGCCGAGGAGGUUAAAGACAUAGACAGUUUUUAUAUGGUGAUAAGCAAACUUACCUCCUGCAUCAGUACCGCGGUAAACGAAGGGAAGAGGGUGACCGCUGCUAAUACGCGGCUCAUUAGCCAGGCUGCUGAAGAAAUUAGAACUGCCACACGAUCUCUCCUUUCCAUCAAGUCUGUCGCCUCCUCUAGCACACCAACAUCAAACAGCGAGUUAAAGGAUGAGAUCCUCGCAUGUGUGAGGGAGGAGAUUGCCAGUGUUAAAAAACUUGUCUCAGCCAACAAGCCCUCUUACGCACAAGCAGCAGCAGCGACUCACGGGGCUCCUGCACCUGCUGGGCCAACCGCCCUCCGCAACUCCGCACCAGCGACUAAACCGGCGAUCAUAGUUAGCCCGACCGUCGAGGUUAAUACACGCCAGGAGGCUGUGGAAUUAUUUAAAAAAAACAUUAAUUACCGCAAUGCCAAUUACGCACCGGCUCGUAUUCAGCCUGUGUCCAACAACAAGCUGCGUGUCGAGUUCGACACGGAGACUCAACGCAAUGACACCCUAACCAGGCUCGAGGGAAAAACUGGAAUUAAGGCUGAACCCGUACGGAAACUUAGACCCAUGGUCAUAUUAAAGGGCAUAUCAAAGGAUGUUCCAGCAGACGAUCUUGCAAAAAUUAUUAGACAGCAAAAUGAGGAAAUUAACGAAAUUAUCAGUGAUGAUGGCGAGGGCCUCAAACUAAGAUUUAAACGGGACAAUAAGAACAAUAACCUGUAUAACGUGGUUCUUCUAGUUGAUCCUAAGGUAUACAGAAAAAUGUUAACAAUGGGUCGUAUCAGCAUCGAUUACCAGUGCGUCCAUGUUGCUAGCUUCUCGCCGUUCCUCCAGUGCCACAGGUGCCUGCAGUUCGGCCAUAAAAAACUAAGGUGCACUGCGGACCAAAGCUUCUGCUCACAUUGUGCGAGCACAGAGCACGAUGUGAGCAAUUGUUCUAACAAAGAUAAGACCGACAGCGAUGCAAAACUGCCAACACACAAUACGCGUUUCAACACUAAACUGGACACUAAACACACGGCUAACUCCAACACCUGCCAACGUUUGCGAGCCAUGAGGGAGAAGAUAAAUAAUCGUGUCGACUAUGGAUACACAUAA
Molecule: messenger RNA, 1179 nt
Organism: Parnassius apollo (apollo)
Lineage: Eukaryota; Metazoa; Arthropoda; Insecta; Lepidoptera; Papilionidae
Source: the annotation of a GenBank genome assembly